This is a messenger RNA of Cylicostephanus goldi, 222 nucleotides long. NCBI's taxonomy places the organism in Eukaryota, Metazoa, Nematoda, Chromadorea, Rhabditida, Strongylidae. The record is from the annotation of a GenBank genome assembly.
UUGAUCAUCUUUGUUGAUUGUCAAGCAUUUGCAACCUACUUGCGGUACAGCCGCACUUUGGGAUUUGAAGACACUCCUGAUUACGGACAUCUUCGACAGCUUUUUCGAAACCUCUUCCAUCGACAGGGUCUCCGCUACGACUACCUCUUUGAUUGGAAUCUGCUGAAGUUUUCAUCAUCCUCACGUAAUUUUACUGCCGAUUUUCCUGUUUCUCAUGUAUAG